AGUUUAACAGCAUACUGGGGUUUUGUAGACAUACAAAGCAACAUAAAAAUACCCCAAACCAAUCAUUUACUUGUGGAGUUCCUGAUUGUACACGGUCUUUCAGGAAAUUUAGCGCUUGCAAGUCUCAUAUAUACAGAGACCACAGGGACUAUCAUAGGAUUACUAAUGUUAGAGGUUUACAAUUUAAUUUAUCAGACUCUAUCACUUGCCACAUUGAAGGUUGUCAGUCAGAGUUCCAAGACCUAAAAGGUCUCAUUUCACAUCUGAAGGGGCAUAUACAAGAGGGUAGAACAAUUGGUUGUCCUUUUAGAGAAUGUAGCAAAACAUUCCAUGUGAAAUCCACAUUUGCUUCUCAUAUAUCUAGAACACAUAAGAACACUUCAGCCGAUCAACUUGUUACACUAGGGCCAGCCUUAGGUAGUGACCACACAGGUGAGACUAGUAGUCAGUCGUUUGACAUUCACAAUGAUGGUGAAGAAAGCGAGUCAGGUGGGCAGCAGGAUAUAUUUGAUGUUGAUGAAACACUCUACCUUAAAAAUCUGGCACUGUUUUAUUUGAAGCUUCAGGCUAAGCUGUUAUUACCAGCUUCUGUAAUUCAAACAAUUUUUGAAGAAUUCCAGGAUGUUCAUGAUGUUGAACAAUGCCAUAUGUUUGGAAUAUUAACUGAGAAGUUGACCUCGCUAGGCAUGUCAGAAAGCACGAUCAAACCAGUAAUUGAAGAACUUAAAACAGAAAGUCUGCUAACACGCUUUAACUGCCUUUUCAAAACAGAUCAACGGCGUAAGACCAUCUUUAAAAACAGUUUCCAAUAUGUUGAACCAUUACGAGUAUAUCUAGGUUUAACUGAUGCAGGAAAAGUAGCCUAUGCCCAAUAUGUUCCAAUACAAGAAACACUUCUUGCUCUCUUUAAAAAUGAGUCUAUGAAGCAACAGUAUGAUGAAGUGCGUAAUCGUGUGACUAAUGGUGGUGUUAUGCAGGACAUUUGGGAUGGAGAGGUUGUGUCCAAACACUUUUUAUUCCAGUCUGACAGGUCAUCUUUAGCUUUAAUACUCUAUCAAGAUUCAUUUGAGGUGGUGAAUCCACUGGGAUCAGGGAAAAAAAAGCACAAGGUGCUAGCUGUGUACCUAACCCUGGGUAAUAUUUCGCCAUGGUACAGAUCAAAUAUUGAUCAUAUGCAGCUUGUUCUUUUGUGUAGAGAACAGGACUUCAAGACAUUUGGACAGGAGUUAGUCUUCAGUCCUUUGAUAAAGGAUCUGAACAACUUGGAAGAUAAUGGCAUUGUGAAAGAUGGCAGUGUUCUUAGAGGUGGUCUGUGUGCCAUAGCUGGAGACAAUCUGGGCUCUCAUAACAUUGGAGGCUUUGUAGAAAAUUUCAGUCGAAGUGAAUAUUUUUGUCGGUUCUGUGAUAUUAGCAGAAAUGAAUUUGAAUCAAACCCUUUGUCAACUGCUACCUCCAGAACUGUUGAGAAUUAUCAAGAAACUCUGCAAAACUUUCAAAACAGAGAAAGAACUGACAAGAACAAUGAAAAGGGUAUCAAAUAUGAUUCAAUUUUUAAUCAGCUUCAGUACUUUCAUGUGUGUCUGCCUGGAUUGCCGCCUUGCUUGGGUCAUGAUCUCUUUGAGGGUGUUGUUUCCUUUGAUAUGGCAUUGUUGAUUAAUCAGUUAGUGGUUCAGGAAAAACAUUUUACCCAUUUAGAGUUAAACAGGGCAAUUGAUCACUUGCAGUUUCUUGGUAAUGACGCUAAUGAUAAGCCACCAGAAAUAAAUUCAGGCAAUGAAAAAUUAUCCGGACAUGCUGUCCAGAACUGGUGCCUUUUAAGAGUGCUACCUUUGCUAGUGGGGAACAAAUUACAGAGCCUGGCCGAGAGUAAGAUAUGGCAUCUGGUUCUGCUCCUUCGAAAAAUUGUUGCAUACAUAUGUGCUCCUGCUAUAACUGCAGAUCAGGUGGCAUAUUUGCAAAUUCUAAUCGAAGAGUACAUUUCUGACAGAGCUGAAUCCUUUCCUCAGAAGCCCUUGAGACCAAAACACCACUACCUGUGCCAUUAUCCAGAGCUGAUCUUGAAGUUUGGGCCACUAAUACGUCUUUGGACCUUGAGGUUUGAGAGUAAACACACUUAUUUUAAACAGUGUGCUCGAAAAUUGCAUAAUUUCAAGAAUUUGUGUUCCACCUUAGCAGAAAGGCAUCAGCUUCUGCAAGCCUACUUGAGUGCAGGCAACAUCUUUCCUCCUUUGAUUCGCAAUGACAAAGGAGAUGAAUUUCAUUCGAAUGAUUACAACUCAGAAAUUGUAACUGCAGUAUCUCAAUUCAAUUUUUCUCCCAAUAACACUUGUGCUACGAAUGAUGUCACCUUCAAAGGCACUAAGUACAGAAAGGGACUCCAUGUGAUCAUUGGAAAGGAAGAGGAUGUAUUGCUUGUUGGGGAAAUCAAACUGAUUCUGAUUCACACUCAGUCUGAAGUUUACUUUGUUGUAAAGAAAUAUCAGACACAUCUGGAAGUUAAUUUGGGUGUAUAUUCAGUGCAUGACUUAGAACAGGGCUCCCACUUUGUUUGUCUUAGAUAUGAAGAACUGCUUGAUUAUUAUCCCUUGCCAGUCUAUAAAGUGAAUGAUAUGUCAGUGCUCAUCCUUCACCACUCUUUCCCUUCUUUAUAGAGCCAUGACUCAAGAAAUAAAGGAGGCAAUCCUGCAGGUAUUACCUACAUUAGCAGAGGAUACCCUGUCUUUGCUGCUGACCAGACUUAACAGCAUUGGCGUGGACCGCAAGUCGGAUUUGCAAUAUGUGAAGGAGGAGGAUCUGUCAGAACAUCUUCGACCUAUAGAAUCGCGAAAACUGCUAAACAAAUGGAGCACCGAUGGGCAGCUGAGGUGUGCUGAAAAUUUACAAAGUGACAAUUCACAAUCAGACUCCACACGUAGUCCAUGCAGACUGGAUUCAUCCUCCUCAUCCUUCUCAUCCAGCCCAACCAGCACAAAUAGCAGCACCAGCACAGUCGACAUAGACUCUUGGCCAGACUGUUUUAAAGUUCCUUGGGGCAAAAUGCCUCAUGCCAUAUCAAUGGCUGUGCAUUCACAAAAGCGCCCAGCUCCAAGAGACCGAAGAGAAAUGGUCCGGAUCAUAGUAGAUGAAAUGAGGGUGAUUGAAGCCAAUCCUUCUAGAUCUGAUUGCUUUUCUGUUGCUAAGAAAAUAGUUAGACAGUAUCCCAAGAGCUUUGCCGAUGUCUUGAAAGAUGGCACUAAAAUUGGAAGUGGAUAUGCUUCCCUUGUCAAUCAGAUUAAAUCCAGGGUUGAACACCUGAAUAGGGACAAUGUUACAGCAAGACGCCGGAGAGGAAAAACACUGCCAAGCUCAUCCACCACCAAGAGCACCAAAGGACCAUCAGAUCAAUAUGGGUGUAUCAGUUGGCAGCCUGAGUGUCCUACUGGGGAAACUGAAGACAGCCUUAAGGGGAAAAAAGAACAAAUGCAAGAGAUGUUUUCAAGAGAAGGUCCAGUGGGGGGAGAGAGAGGAUGUGUCGACCAGCUAAUGCAUGUUACAUACUACCUGCAACGUAAGUCUAUCAACGCAAGUCCACCUCACACAAUUGCUGAGCUUAGAAAAGAUUGGCCAUAUCUCUUCACUCAGAAAGGCCUCUACAGUCACUUUCAGCAUCUUACAGACAUACCCAUCCUGGAAAAAAUGGAGGGAGCAAUUGCAGAAAAGGGAAAGAUGAUCCUCCAGUUUUAUCGCCAAAAGCCAACAAACUCGGAGGUGAAGCAGGUCCUGUCCAUGUUUGAGGCCAGUGGGUCUACCAUAGUUGGACCUUGUGUUAUCCUGUGCUUAAUGGCACACUUCAAAGAGAACCCAGAUGGACUACUGUUACAAGUUGAUGAAACAGCCACUCCUGCAGACGUGGAGAGAUUGCCUUUACCAGAUGCUCCCAGAUUAGUUAUUCAAGGGAACAAAUUUGUUUCCAACAAAUGGAUGCUAACCAUCGAAAAACAAGUGGUGAUGACUCCACAUUCAAGCUUCACUGCAGGCCUGGCCACUUUGUUUGCAACCUUAUAUACCUUCAAUUUGGAGUACCAAGAGGAGGCUUCAUGUGUCCUUGAAUUCAUCCAAAGGUGCUUUGUGGGAAUCAACCCAGACACCGGCUCCAAGGCUUCAAGUGGAAAGAAAAAACGUCACACAAUCAAUGUAAAAGUCUGCACUCUUUUACGCAAGCUCAUGGACUUUGACUGGCUUGGUUUUUAGGCACUCUCUCAUUUUCUAAAUGUUUUUUCCAGGCGUUUAUUGCUUUUGGUAACAUUCAUCUUGUUUUAAAAAUCCACUCAUGGACUUUGACUGGCUUGGUUUUUAGGCACUCACAAUGUUUUUCCAAUGUUCAAUUUUCAGAUGUUUAUUGCUUUUGCUAACAUUCAGCAUUCUUGUUUUAAAAAUCCACAUAAUGUUUUGUCAUUGUAAGUGACCAACCCCAGAAUGUUUGUCCGGUUUGUGGUGUAUUGGCUGCGCUAAAAGCCCUAUUGGCGGCAGGAAAAACAAUGAGAAAAUUUGGUACAACAUAGACCGAAUUAGUGGCCCGCCAGAUAAAGCUAGGACACUUUCCUUAAGUUUCACUCAAAGUGCCCCAUCAGGUUAGCGUUAGCUACCGGGCCAUUAUUUCGGUCUAUGUUGUCCCAAAUAAUAGUGAAAUUAUGCUGAGUGAGUUGAAUGAAUGGCAUUCUUUUGCUACAUUCAAAAUAAAGUUGGAAGUUUAACUCUGAA
Molecule: messenger RNA, 4740 nt
Organism: Alosa sapidissima (American shad)
Lineage: Eukaryota; Metazoa; Chordata; Actinopteri; Clupeiformes; Clupeidae
Exons: 5
Coding region: 2605-4230 (541 amino acids)
Source: RefSeq, a predicted model, not a curated record